Molecule: messenger RNA, 6264 nt
Organism: Uncinocarpus reesii 1704
Lineage: Eukaryota; Fungi; Ascomycota; Eurotiomycetes; Onygenales; Onygenaceae
Exons: 3
Coding region: 1-6264 (2087 amino acids)
Biological process (GO): long-chain fatty acid biosynthetic process
Cellular component (GO): fatty acid synthase complex
Molecular function (GO): [acyl-carrier-protein] S-malonyltransferase activity; enoyl-[acyl-carrier-protein] reductase (NADH) activity; [acyl-carrier-protein] S-acetyltransferase activity
Source: RefSeq, a predicted model, not a curated record
AUGGAUACUCCGUGGUCUACAUUGGAAUCAGGUGCUUCAUCCCCAAUACCGCCAUGGGAUGAAGUCCAGUCAUUAGAGUCCAGUUCCGCUUUGAAUCAAACUGUUACGCUCCGGGAAGGAUCGAUUGAAUGUUCGAUAAAACUGCCUCGCAGUUUGUUAUCACGGUGUUUGCAGCUGAGCAAGAAGUUCCAGGAUAUUCGAGCUCAAAGCACGACGAUAGCGGGAGACCCGUCUCGGAGCCCUAUAGAAUUAUUUUCUAAAUUCACGCAAUUCAUAAUCGACAGUGUAUUCGACGAAUCGAACGCGGAACAUCCAGACAUUCCAUUAUUAAGGGAGAUGGUGACAAUAUUUCGGCACAAGUUUCUUGGGGACGAAAAUAUUCACGCUGCUGUGGCAUCAAAUCAUAAUGAUAUACCCACGCAGCGAUCAAUCAUUCGCACAUUUUUGAAAGCCUGUUCAUUGACCGGCUCAGAACAUUCCAGCAGUGAGAGCAGGCUGCUGGUCGAUGUGCGGAAUGAUAAUGCCAGGCUUAUGGCCUUGUUCAACGGACAAGGAGUCGAAACAUACUUUGAGGAGCUGCUCGAUAGCUACAAGGCAUAUCGGGACGUUGUGGUAGAUCUCGUUUCGUCUCUUUCGGGAUGCCUAAUGUACCUUGCCGAAGAUGCUGCGAUCAAAGAUCUAUACCCAGAAGGAUUGAAUGUGCAUAAAUGGCUAGAUACGCCAGAAGCUCGUCCUAACAAUGAGUAUCUGCUUUCUGCUCCAGUCAGCGUUCCUCUUAUCGGACUAUCUCAGCUUCUUUCGUACGCAAUUACAUGUAUCAAUCUCAAAGUUUCGCCAGGAGAAUUCCGCCGGUAUCUCUCAGGGGCAGCUGGUCAUUCACAAGGUGUCAUCGUGGCAGCAUUUAUGGCCAGUGUAGACUCGUGGGAGUCUUUCAACGACAUCGCGAAGAAAGUGAUGCAAAUCCUAUUACGAAUAGGCUGCCGUACCCAGCAAUAUAGCCGCGAUGCACCGGUCUCGAAUUUGUGCACCAAUGGAGAAGCGAAGGUAUCAUCUCGAAUGCUCAGCGUCAAAGGCGGCCCCAAGCGCGGCUUACAAAAGCAUAUCGACGAGCUAAACAAAUACCUUCCUGAAACUGAUCGCGUCAGCAUUGCACUCAAUAACGGACGACAACAAUACGUAGUCGCGGGGCCACUGUUUGCCUUACAGGGUCUUCAGAAAAAAAUCGCGGAUCAAGAAAAACAAGGGCCUCAAAAUAUCGCCAGAAUACCUUUCAGCCAACGUAAGCCCGUUGUCGGCACACGGUUGCUGCCGAUCACAGUUCCAUUUCACUCCCUUCACUUAAAAGCAGCUGAAGAGCAGCUUCAGCAAGACCUGGCAUCAAUUACUCUGGCCGGAUCAGACCUUGCAAUUCCUGUGUUUCAUACAGAAACUGCGGAAAACCUGCAGAGUUCAGGCAAUGUUAUCCCGCAGCUUAUUCGAAUGAUUUGUAUCGAACGGGUCAACUGGGAAAAUGUCGUCAACAAAGCUUUUGAAGGAGUAACACACGUUCUUGAUUUCGGUCCUGGAGGAGACGCCGGCAUUGGAAACCUCGUCAGUCAGCAAAGAAAUGGGACUGGCCUGCAAACCAUUGUUGUUACGGCUGACAGUGGAUCUAAUCCUGCGCUCAGUUACGCCGCGGAUCUAUAUUCCUGCAAGCGCCCUGUCCAAUACAAACCGAUCUGGGGCAGGAGGUUCUCGCCUGAAUUGGUACAAUCACUUGAAAACUCGCCGAUAGUGAGUACAAAAUUCAGCCGAUUAUUGGGUUUACCGCCAGUUAUGGUAGCAGGAAUGACUCCCACGACUACCUCAUAUGACUUUGUGGCUGCAAUAAUGAAUGCUGGUUAUCACGCGGAACUUGGUUGCGGUGGAUUUCACAAUGCUGCGAGUAUGGAGAGGGGGAUCCGCGCACUCGCUGCCGCUAUCGCUCCUGGUCGUGGUAUAACAUGCAACCUUAUAUAUGCCAAUCCACGAGCUAUGGCCUGGCAAAUUCCACUUUUAGCGAAAUUGCGACAGUCAGGAAUUCCAAUCACAGGGCUAACAAUCGGUGCUGGAGUACCAUCUCCAGAGGUUGUAAGUGGGUAUAUCAAGGAUCUAUCUCUCACGCAUAUUUCCCUUAAACCCGGUUCGAAGGAAGCAAUCGAUUCUGUGCUCGCGAUAGCCCGCACUCAUCCGGAUUUUCCAAUCAUUUUGCAAUGGACUGGGGGCCGUGCAGGCGGUCAUCACUCUUACGAGGAUUUUCAUCAGCCCAUCCUUGACCGAUAUGGCAAGAUUCGUUCGCAGGAUAACAUCAUCUUAAUAGCAGGAAGCGGGUUUGGAGGAGCAGAAGAUACGUAUCCAUAUAUGACAGGCUCAUGGUCCCUGAAGUUUGAUCGACCCCCCAUGCCAUUUGACGGUAUACUCCUUGGAAGCCGAGUAAUGACAGCUAAGGAGGCCCAUACAAGCCCAGCUGCUAAAAUCGCCAUCACGAAAACCCCCGGUGUCCCAGAUCAGCAAUGGGAAGGAACUUAUAAGGAACCAACCGGCGGCAUUCUCACUGUUCGAUCCGAGAUGGGAGAGCCUAUUCACAAGUUGGCGACUCGAGGCGUGAAACUGUGGGCCGAACUUGAUAGAGAUAUAUUUUCUCUACCACGUGAACAACAGAGAGAAAAGCUGCAACAGCGCAAAGAUUAUUUCAUCAAGCGACUAAACGAAGACUUCCAAAAGGUAUGGUUCGGCCUGAAGGCUCAGGGCACGGUGAGCGACCUGUACGAAAUGACGUACUUUGAAGUACUGGAGCGACUCGUAGACUUGCUCUACCUUAAAGAUCAACGCGACUGGAUUGAUCCAAGUUUCCGGACUUUGGUCUGGAAGUAUACGAAUCGCCUUGAAGAACGACUGUGCCAGUCGGCAAUCGACAAUGAACCAUUUCUGAAAAACAUCACACAGCUAGACAACCCACACAAGUUCAUGACCGAACUCAGCACUCGAUACCCGCAAGCCAGUGUGGAUAUCAUCACCGCUUCGGAUGCUGAAUAUUUUAUUUUGUUAUGCCGUCAACCCGGUCAGAAGCCGGUCCCUUUCAUCUUGACUUUAGACGAAGAUUUUGAAUAUUGGUUCAAGAAGGAUUCUCUAUGGCAAUCAGAGCGUAUUGAAGCAGUGCCGGGUCAAGACGUGGAGCGAACAUGUAUUCUGCACGGGCCAGUGGCAGCACAAUAUGCAAAUGUCGUGGACGAGCCCGUAAAAGAUAUUCUGGACGGAAUUCACAACGCGCAUAUCUCGUGGAUUUUGAGAGACCAGUACAAGGGAGACACAAAACGAGUGACAGAGCCAGAAAGAACGGAGUACGGCAACCAAAAUCAUGUAGAGAGCAUAAGGGUUGACCUUGGAAUGGAUAAAAGUUCAGCAAGAUACUCUCUUAACGACGACGCAAUGGUCCCUACCCUCAAUCAAUGGCUAGCAUCGAUCGGUGGACCAUAUCCAACAUGGAAACAUUCGAUAUUCAAUGCGCAUCAUAUCGUCCACGGCCGGAAAAUUAUUGAAAACCCUAUCCGAAGAUUGUUUACACCCAAACCGGGGAGGAUAGUAGAGGUGCUAAACCCAGGAUCCGAUACAGAUGAAGAGAUAAUCCUAAAGGAAAGCAAUCAUAUGGACGGAAAACAAAAUAACCCGGUUGCGUCCGCAUGCUUGAAAAGACAGAUGAACGGAGAUAUAAUUUUGUCUCUCCUGCACCAGGCCACGGGCCGAGCUCCCGUGAAGUUGAAUUUCCAGUUUGAAUACAAGCCGGCUGCCGGCACCCUUAGUAUUCAUGAGAAGAUCGAAAGCCGAGAAGCAAGAAUCAAACAGUUUUAUCAGGAUAUUUGGAUAUCCGAUACUCCAUUAUCUUCCGAAGCGCUUGUAUUCCAGAGUGAGCCUGCUACGCUUGACUGCGAGACUAUUGUCAAUUUUGCCAAAUGUAUUCGCAAUCAGAACCCGGCCUAUACAAAUCGACAGGGUGAGCCCCUUUAUGCCCCUCUGGAUUUAGCCAUAGUGAUUGCAUGGAAACCCAUGAUGAGCUGUCUUUUCCCCAAAUGUGUAACAGGGGAUAUGCUCCGGCUUCUUCAUCUCAGCAACGAGUUCAAAUUGUGCGAUGGUGCGCUACCACUCCAGGAAGGGGACCAGUUAUCCUCAGAAGGCCGGCUGAAAGCGCUGAAAAUUAAAAAGGGGUCCGGGAAAGUUGUUCGAGCCGAAGGAAAGAUCUUUCGCAACGGUAGCCCGAUCAUUCACUUGAAAAGCGAAUUCAUACUCCUAGGGGAUUUCACCGAUUACUGUGCAACCUUUGACGAAAAGGAAGAGACGGUAUAUAUCCACCUCAACUCAAUAAAGGAUAUUGUCCUAUUGAAAUCGAGAAGGUGGUUUGUGCUACACGAAAACGUGGAUCUGAAGGAUUAUUUGCACAAACUCAUCGAAUUCAAUUUGACAAGCCAGUAUUCUUUCCAGGAUGCGAAUUCAUACUCGCGCAUUACUGUAAGGGGAUCCGUGGUCCAUAAACCGGAUUAUGGCGAACCGGUCAUUCUUGGAUUUGUUAAUUUUUCGGGCAACUCGUACAUCAAGAACCCGGUAACGGACUAUUUACAGCGCCAUGGUGGAGAAAGCGAAAGCCCUGAGACAUUCUCCGAGCCUAGACGUCUGCUUCAUAACCUGGAAGUGGAAAUUCCAGAUGCCGGAGAAGAAUAUGCACAAGUGUCAGCCGACAUUAAUCCUAUUCACCUUUCUGAACUUUUUGCACACUAUGCUGGCCAUGAGACCCGCGUCACUCAUGGAAUGUUCACUAGUGGGUUGAUUCGUGGGUUGGUGGAACACCAUGUGGCCUGCAAUGACCCGUCUAGGAUGAGAAGUUGGGAAUGCAUGUUCGAAGGCAAAGUCUGCGCAGGAGAUAGGCUCUCUGUUGAUAUAUAUCACGUUGGCAUGUCCCAUGGUAAGAUGUUACUGACAGUGACUGCACAUAACGUCGCAACGGACAUCAAAGUACUUUCUGCCAAAUCCGAGCUCCAACAGCCAUCAACCGCAUAUGUGUUUACUGGGCAAGGCAGCCAGCAGGCAGGAAUGGGCAUGGAGCUGCAUAAACAGAGUCCCGCCGCACGAAGGGUAUGGGAGACGGCCGACGAGUAUUUUCUAAGGAGAUUUGGCUUUUCAAUUGUGGAUAUAGUCAGGACUAAUCCCAUGGAGCUAACGGUGCGCUUCGGUGGCACUCGAGGCCGAUCAGUUCGAGAGAACUACAUUGCGUUGACAUUCGAUUCGAUAGACGAGAAUGGGGUCGUCACUCCAAAACCCGUGUUCCCCGAAAUAGAUCGGACAACGCGAUCUUACACCUUCAAAUCUGCAGAUGGGCUUCUUCAUGAAACCCAGUUCACGCAGCCAGCAUUGGUUCUCAUGGAACUAGCGAGGUUUGCGGACAUGGAAAGUAAAGGAGUGAUCAAAAAGGACAGUCUGUUCGCAGGCCAUUCCCUCGGCGAAUACGUGGCCCUCACAGCGAUGGGCGAGUUGUUUUCUGUGGAUGAAGUAGCGGAACUGGUGUUUUAUCGCGGCUUAUCGAUGCAGAAUGCCGUCGAACGUAACGCCGAUGGUACAACCGACUACUCGAUGUGCGCAAUCAAUCCAAGCCGAGUAGGAAGGGUAUUUCACGAGGACGAUUUGCAUUGGUGCGUGACGGAAGUUGCUAGGCAGACGGGAGGACUCCUUGAAAUCGUUAAUUACAAUAUUGUCAAUAUGCAGUAUGUCUGUGCCGGAGAUCUUCGUAGUCUCGCAGCGCUCACGAUGCUAACGGACUUCUUAACCGCUGAGCCUUCCGGCAUGGCUGAUCGGUCCAAACUCCAGGAAAAGAUCAAGUCUCUAGUUGUUCAAGUAGACAAGAUGAAGCGGCCGAUAGUGCUCCAGCGAGGCAAGGCUGCCAUACCGCUAAAGGUCAAUGUGCCGUUCCAUAGUAGCCUCUUGAAACCGCGCGUGGAUUCCUUCCGACGGUUCCUGGAACGAACCGUCUCCGACUCAAGGGUCAAGCCUGAGCGGCUGGUUGGGAAAUACAUUCCCAAUCUCAUUGCAAAGCCGUUUCAACUAUCGAAAGAAUAUAUAAAAGGCGUCUAUGCCCAUACGCAUAGCCCAGUGCUAGAAAAGGUGCUCCGCGAUAUGGAGGCCACGACGGGUGAUGCUUUAUCCGCACUCGACCGAUGCGGUCACAGCAGUGUAGAAAGUCGCGCCGAAAUUCGAGCGUGA